CCAAAAAGUUGAAAGAAAGAAGUUGCAGUAGGAAUGAGCAGCCACCUCUCGUGUUCCUCCGUCUCUUCUGUAAACCCCCUGAAAACCCAGACAAACUCCCAACAGCUGCUUAUAACUAUAAGGCUAAGCUACUUGGGUCUACUUCAGAGACCUGAAGACUCUCCUACUUUAGGGUAAAGGAAGGCUUCCCAAUCCUCUACAGCCCGCUUGUCUCUUCUUCUUCUUCUUCUUCAGGUUUUCUAUAUCCUAGAGACACCCAUGUCUUUCAACACCCAGAGAGUGGGGAUAAGGCGCUUGAAAGGACUUUGACUGGGUAGUAAUGGGUAGCUGCCCAUGUUCAAAUCAUGUUUGGUUGAUUCGGCUUUUCUCCGAAACUGUGUGUUUUUUGUCAAUAGGGUGAGUUUUAGAGUGUAUUCUGCCGCUGCUUCUGCAUUGUUGCUGGAGGAUCAUGUGUUUGUGAAAGCUCCAUUACCCUUUGAGGCCUUUGCAGUUCAGGAAAUUAAAGCUCUGGGGAAAAGGUUUUGUACUCAGAGAAAGAAAAAUUUGUAUCCCUUUGUUGUCAGAUUGUUUAAAACUUUGAAUUGGGAGGUCGCAUGGGAUGCAAGGUUCUCUAAGUCUGUGAAAGAGCAUGGCUUUUCUCAUUCUUUAAAUGCCUUUAGAAUUAUUGUUCAUGAAUUUGCAUUGGUGGGAAUGCAAAUGGAAGUGCAGGCUUUGCUUAGAGAUGUUGUAUUCUAUUAUCAAGAAGCUAAGUAUGAUGCAUUUGAGCUGUUCCCAUAUUUAUUGGAUUCACCUCACAGUGGGGUGAGAUCGCUUGUUGUAUUUGAUGCACUAAUAACGGCUUUCGCUGACAACUCGAUGCCUGAGAAUGCUGUGGAUGUGUUUUUGAAGAUUAAAAGAAUGGGUCUUGAGCCACACAUUUGGUCUUGUAAUAUCUUGCUCAAGUGUUUGGCAGAAGCAAACAAACUGGAAUGUGUUAGAAGCUUAUUCGAAUGUUUGAAAAACUCUGGGCCAUCUCCUAAUGUUUACACUUACACAGUUAUGAUGAGCUUUUUCUGUACAGGAUAUCCACUGCAGGAUGUGGAUAUCAGUCGAGCGACUGACAUUCUUCAAGAAAUGGAGAAAAGUGGGAAACACCCAACUGCAGUGAUAUAUGCUGAAUAUAUUCAUGGACUUUGUAAAGCUGGAUAUGUUGAGUUUGCUUUGGACUUCAUCCGAAACAUGCAACACAGAGACCAACCUCUCAAUAGUUAUUGUUAUAAUGCUAUACUUCGUGGGUUUUGCCAAAAAGGCGAAACUUGUGAAGCUCUAAAAUUGUUGGAGGAAAUGAAAAGCUACGGGAUGGUGCCAGAUGUUUAUUGCUACACCAUAUUGAUAGAUGGAUUUUGCAAGGAAGGGGAUAUAGAGAAAGCUCUUGCUUUGUUUGAGGAAAUGGAGCUUUGUAAAAUAAAACCUUCUUUGGUUAGCUAUAGCUCACUCAUAUAUGGUCUUUGCAAACUUGGAUUGAUAGAUCAUAUGUUAGAUAUAUAUCGUAAUCUGGAGUCUGCCGGUGUGUGCCCUGAUGCUAUCACUUGCACUCUCAUUGUUGAUGGGUUUUGCAGGGAAGGGCGCUUGGAGGAAGCCUUGAGAUUUAUUUACAAGUUGUAUCAUCAAGGCAUAAGCCCUAACUCGUAUACUUAUAAUGCAGUCCUCAACAGUCUGUGCAAGCAAGGAAAGCCAGAAAAAGCAUGGGAACUAAUCCCUCAAAUGCUUAAAAGGAAUAUACUCCCAGAAGUUGCAAAUUAUAAUACUCUUAUAAAUGGCUUUGGAAAACAGUUGAAUUCAAAGAAGGCCUGCAUGGUGUAUGGAGGAAUGCUCAAAGCUGGUGUCAUGCCUAAUACAGUCACAUAUACAAUCCUUAUCAAUAUACUCUCCCAUAGAGGCAAAAUAUAUGAAGCUUGUAAUAUGUUCAAGGAAAUGAGUGAAAGGGGUUUGGCUGCAGAUGUGAUUUCUUAUACAUCUCUAAUUGCUGGGUUUUGUAGGAUGGGAGACAUGAAGAAGGCUUGGGUACUGUUCAAAGAAAUGUUGAGCAAAAACCAUUUGCCCAAUGCUAUCACGUAUACGUGUUUAAUAGAUGGUUUUUGCAAGUCUUCUCGCAUGGAUUAUGCCAGUUUCUUGUUUGAGGAAAUGAAGAAUAAAAAUGUUACUCCUGAUCUGGUGACUUACACUGUUCUCAUCAUUGGGUACUGUAGGCUCCGGAAUAUUGAUAGAGCAAUUCAGUUAUUUGAUGAAAUGAAGCACAGUGGUAUCUCAGGGGAUGGUUUUGCCAAUGAAGCUUUGGGGCUUUACACCAAAGACUGGUUUGUUUACAAAAGAUUAGAAAGCUGAGGAAACGAUCUUUCGAUGACGACCAGAUGGUGUGUUUCCAAUCACAGACUUCUUAAAUCAUCACUGAGACAAAUCAAAGUGCUAUUGCUGAGGCAUGUGAAUAUUCGCUUACAGAGAUCUAUGGACAGGUGGUAGGUUCUCGACGAGAAAGAUUUCAUGUCCUCUCAUUAUUGGAUUUUCAAUGAAAUUGCAACUACAGGAGGUGCACAUUGAAUUUUGGAAGAUGUGGAAGUUAUUUCAUGUUUUACUUGGUGCUGACCCCUGUAACUCCUAAAAUACUAGCUUCAUGUGCAGUUUGCAGACUUGCUUUAAUUGAAACUGUUGAGGUGGAGAUUGGCAACAGAGUGAACUCCAUAUUUUGAUGGAAUACACGGUAAUGGGGUGAUUAAGACUACAGAAAAAAAGAAAAAAAAAAGAAAAGAAAGGUGCCAAGCUACAGGAAAUAUGAGAAGGAAUACAGAGGAGAUGAAUUGCAAGGGUUUAAUUUUAAGAAACCAGGUCGGAGAAUGCUCAGUCAUGCAUAAGUAAUCUUGUCAAGGCCCAGGGUUCCAAAGAUCAAUCCUUGUAAUCUCGAAGUCCCAUUUCUUGCUUUAUCAGGGCCAGCAAUUGUUGUGCGUGACUACCCAUAUGGAUGCAGAGUUUGAUGCUAUACCAUCCAACACUCUGGCAUGCAUUGAUGUUUCGUGUUGAAAACCGGGCUGUGGUCGCUGCUCCAAGAAAUGAGUUAUAUCAGUUCCAAGCUGGAAUCUGUCCAGGAUGUGAGCUCCUUUGAAGUUGAAUAUUUUGACAGGAAGUCGACUUAUGUUGGUGCAAGAAGAUCAGAAUAGUCAUCAAGAGAACAAGAACCAGGCAGUCUAUUGAGUCGCUUGUGCCCACAACUCCAAGACAUCAUUAGCUUUAUGAGACACUACACAUUGCAUUUCGUUGCUUGGUACAGAGAUCCAAACCUUUCCACAUGCACGUCUUAGCAGUUUGGUAUUAUUGUUUGCAGGGUAACGCAAGUUCUUUUCUUGUAAAAACGACAAAUUUUCCUUUUCUCAUUUGAACAUAUGACUCAAUAUGGUCUCCA
This is a messenger RNA of Rosa chinensis, 3433 nucleotides long. RefSeq names its product pentatricopeptide repeat-containing protein At5g41170, mitochondrial. The coding region runs from base 334 to 2364 and encodes 676 amino acids. The transcript has 8 exons. The record is from RefSeq and is a predicted model, not a curated record. Lineage: Eukaryota; Viridiplantae; Streptophyta; Magnoliopsida; Rosales; Rosaceae. Gene Ontology annotation, molecular function: protein binding.